AUGGCUUCCCCAAACCUCUUUAUAGUUAGUCUCUUCUCAUUUAUAUUAGCAUAUCUUAUCCAAACAUCUUUUGAAGCCGAUCCACUUUUUCAUUUUUGUUCAAACUCGGGUAACUUCACGGCCAAUAGCCCAUAUGAGUCAAAUUUAAAAACACUCAUCAACUCACUUAUCUACAAAACUCCUUCAACCGGUUUUGGCAUUGGAUCAGCAGGACUAGUCCAAUACCAAAACCAACAAGUAUAUGGACUCGCUCUUUGUCGUGGCGAUGUCUCAGCUUCAGAGUGCAAAACUUGUGUCACCGAGGCUCCUAAAGAAAUUCAAAAUCGUUGUCCAUACAACAAAGGCGCCAUCAUAUGGUACGACUAUUGUUUCUUUAAAUACUCGGAUACAGAUUUCAUCGGCAAGAUCGAUAACACCAACGUAUUCUACAUGUGGAAUGUGAAUAUUGUUGAUGACCCUACCACGUUUAAUAUCAAGACUAAAGAGUUAUUGAGCCAGCUUGCAGAUAAAGCUUCGUUGAAUCCUAAACUGUACGCAACGGGAGAGGUAAAGCUUGAGAAUUCAAAGAAACUUUAUGGAUUAACUCAGUGCACUAGAGAUCUUUCUAGUGUUGAUUGCAAGAAGUGUCUUGAUGAUGCGAUUAAUCAACUUCCAAAUUGUUGUGAUGGAAAAGAAGGAGGGAGAGUUGUUGGUGGAAGCUGUAACUUUCGAUAUGAGAUAUACCCAUUUGUCAAAGAGUAA
Molecule: messenger RNA, 741 nt
Organism: Lathyrus sativus (Indian pea)
Lineage: Eukaryota; Viridiplantae; Streptophyta; Magnoliopsida; Fabales; Fabaceae
Source: the annotation of a GenBank genome assembly